Messenger RNA from Humulus lupulus (European hop), 1456 nucleotides. RefSeq lists its product as uncharacterized. Gene Ontology annotation, molecular function: protein binding. The record is from RefSeq and is a predicted model, not a curated record. The transcript is spliced from 9 exons. Gene Ontology annotation, biological process: cell surface receptor signaling pathway; cytoskeleton organization. The coding region runs from base 149 to 814 and encodes 221 amino acids. Lineage: Eukaryota; Viridiplantae; Streptophyta; Magnoliopsida; Rosales; Cannabaceae. Gene Ontology annotation, cellular component: cytoplasm.
CUUAAUAUAGAAAGUGAUGUUAAGAUAUGGGGGGAUAAAGAAUACUCCAGGUGACGUGUACGACAAUCACAGAAACAGCUGCGGUUACAAUUCGAGACAGAUCCCAAACUACCCACAACUCCAUUUUCGAUUACAGUGGUGCUGAAUCAUGGACGUCGAUCCUCGUCACUACGAUCACGUUGUAAUCAGUGAAAAUGAUAUUCACAACAUUGUUAUAUCAUACCUUGUUCAUAACUGCCACAAAGAAACUGCAGAGUCAUUUAUUGCUUGCACCGGGAUGAAGCAGUCUCCUGAUUACAUUGAGGACAUGGAGAAAAGAAAAAGAAUUAUAAAUUUUAUAAUGGAGGGUGAUGCACUCAAGGCCAUUGAACUGACAGAACAGUAUGCCCAUGACUUACUGGAGAAGAAUAUUGAGUUGCAUUUUGAUCUUUUGAGCCUUCAUUUUGUUAAUCUUGUAAUCUCUAGAAAAUGCACAGAAGCUUUGGAAUUUGCUCAGACUAAGUUGACCCCCUUCGGAAAGAUGGAAAAAUAUGUUAACAAGCUUGAAGAUUUUCUUGCUCUGCUUGCUUAUGAUGAACCGGAAAAAUCUCCAAUGUUUCAUUUUCUCAACCCCGAGUAUCGACAGGAAGUUGCAGAUAGCUUAAACCAGGCAAUUCUUGGUUUGUUUGCUGACUCAGCACAUGCAAAUCUUCCUAGCUAUACUGCAAUGGAGAGGCUCAUAAAGCAAACAACAGUUGUCAGGCAGUGCAUAAGUCCAGAGACUGAAAAGGAUGGGCUUCCACCAUUUUCUUUGAAAGAUUUUCUAAGAAGCUAAUGGAGGAAAUGUAUGCAAGUAUUACUGGCAUUGGGCAGUUGUGGCGUUGGUACGUAACGUAGUAGUCAUUGUGCUUGGUCACCAGUAAAAGUUGCUGAGAUUACCUUCUCAUGUAUCUCAGUUGUCCUUGCUUCUUUUGCUUUGUGAUACAGAACUGUAAAUGUGAUUGGCUCAAACUCCAUGCUAAUUGGUUUAGCCUAUAUGGUUUUUGAUUCAAUUCCAGUCCAAGGGUUGUAUAUGUUGCCUGCUUAAACUCUAUGCUAAUUAAUCGUUCUAUGAAACUCUCAUCCAUCUGUUGUUCUACGUUCCCUUUGCUCUCCCCAUUCUGUUGAAAAGUUAGCAUGCCAAAAUGGGGAAAAAUAAAAAUUCCCAACAAUUUGUGCUAUUCGGAUUUCUUAAUGAGAGACACAAGGACUUCGGAUGGCUAGUGUUCGAAAGGUUCCCAACUAUGUAGUCUCUGGUUUUUGGUCUACUUUGGUGUGUUUAUAUGGUUGGUUUUUAUAUGUUUAUUUGACAAUUGCUGUAAUAAGUAUUUGAUAAAUUAAUUUCGACUUAUCUUUAUAAAAUUAGAACUAAUUACAAGUCGUACUUGUAUUGUAACCUUCGGUCUUAGAGAAAGAACUUUCAUCAAGGUCACUUUGA